This is a messenger RNA of Phacochoerus africanus (Common warthog), 1874 nucleotides long. RefSeq names its product proline rich 19 (gene PRR19). The transcript is spliced from 4 exons. Bases 714 to 1802 code for a protein of 362 amino acids. The record is from RefSeq and is a predicted model, not a curated record. NCBI's taxonomy places the organism in Eukaryota, Metazoa, Chordata, Mammalia, Artiodactyla, Suidae.
GUGUGUGUGUGUGUGUGUGUGAGUGACCGAGAGAUGUGUCUGUCUCAUUCACGUGGGAGGGGGAGGGGAGUGAGUGGACGAGUCCAUUCCUGGAUCCCUUGAGGGGGUGGCUCAUACACACCUGGCUAGGAGGGGACGCUCCCAUUUUCCCCUGACAUGGGAGAGAAGAAAGGAGGAUGGAAAAAUGUGAAAAUCAGAGGCUCAGCUGUGCCAGGACCUUAGCGAGCCUAUCAGCUCAUAGCCCUCCCCUGCUCAAAAACACUGGUUUCGGUCAUAAUAUCUAAACCGUGUGUAUCUUUGCAUUAUAGACAUUACUGAUCCUGCAAGGAGGGUAGUAGAAGAUGCAGCAAGAUAAAGGAAAUUAGAGAUGCUGCAAGGCCGGAGUCCAGCCUGGCAACCCUCAGCUCAUCUUACAGAUGUGUGGUCUUUGCACCCCUCCCUAAAUCUAUAGCUGACCAACAACUUCAUCUGGGUGUGUCUGGACUCUGAAACCUACAUCCACAGCCUAGGUCACCUAAAGUCCCGCCCCCCCACCUCCUGCCCCAAAUUAAUCUCAGACCUCAAGUCUUUCCAUAUCCUGUUCUGGGGAAAUAGGUGAGGGUCCCACAACCCCCUAACACAUCCUGGUCACAUUCCUUUCUACAGCUCCACUCCCAGGCACAUUGAAUGGGCAGGGGACAGGCUUCGUUGGGAAAGGAGAGGGUGAUGGCACCAUGGACCCCAAGGGGCCAACCCCCAAGCCUUUCCAGCGGCCUGAGAAACCUGGUCGUGUCCGUCGUUGGAAGACCAGGCGGGAACGUAACGAGGCCCUCAUGGGCAGUCGGCGGCCAUUGGCUCAUCAGGAUCCUUCUCUGGCCAGUCGGGAUCCACAUGUGGUCCUCCGGAAUUCUGUGGCCCCUUCUGUUCCCAAGCUUGUGGUCAUAACCCAGGGCCGGCUGAGCCGGGAGCAUCGGGGUCUCUUCAACCACGAGGUGAAAUCUUUGGAUGUGGCACGGCUGCUUAGCAGUGGUUCUCUGGAGCCAAGCACUCCUGCACUUCCCAUCAGAUCUUCCCCAAGCCCAGACAGAGCCCAAGAACGAGCCCUACAGUCAAGGGGCAAGGAGAACCAGGUGCUGGGAGGCUCAGGCCCAGGCCCACCCAGUCCCCCACAGAUCCCUAGCUUGGGGCAGUUGCUGGUGGAGCUUCAGUGCCAGUUGGUUCUGCCACAGGCCUUUCCCAGGAGGAACCUAGUACAAGAAGCCAGAGAUGCUAUUGUGAGCACCUUACAGGCUUGUCAUGGCUGUGUGCCUGACCUUACCCUGGUGCUCCGGGGCUGCCAGCCACAUUUGCCAGAGACCCAGCCUGCGGGCCCUGAGAGACAAAAGAUGACAUCUUCCUGGAUCCACAGCCCUGAGCAGGCCCUAGGAGAGAGGAGGCAGAGGGGGCAACUGGGGACAAAGGAGCUCACCUUCGCCAUGCCUCACAACCACACUCCUACUGUGGACCGGGCGAGCCUGGCACGAUCGAAAGGUCCUUGGCCACCUCCAUCAUCCUUGUUGCCUUCACCAUCUGGGGUGGCCUGGGGCCCCCCAACAGCUUUUGAUCUGCUGAAAAGUAUCUGGCUGAUAGCCACACCACCCCCAUCCCGGCCCUGGGGGGUUGGCCCACCCCAUCCCCUGACUCAGCCACCAUCACCCUUGCUGUCCCGAACCUCUGCCCUGGACUGGAGCCCCAGCCCCCCUGCCCCGCUACCCAGCCUCUCCUGGGUUGUGGCCCAGAGCAGCCCAGAGGCCUGGUCCUUUCCACCCAUGAGACUGUAUUGAGGGGGCUGAGGCUGAGUUGGGGACGGGAAUCCCACACUCUGAUCACUUCAAUAAAGUACCUUCUUGAUGGUC